UUGGAGAUUAUUCCUGUUUGGACUAAGAUGAGGCUGUGUCUCCUGUUCUACAUCCUCUGCCUGAUGGCUCCGACUGCCUACAAUCAGCUUCGAGGUCCUUCUGGUCCCAAAGGUGACAGAGGAGAGCCUGGGCCCCCAGGAUUACCUGGUUUUCCUGGAUUUCCAGUUUUGGAGAUUAUUCCUGUUUGGACUAAGAUGAGGCUGUGUCUCCUGUUCUACAUCCUCUGCCUGAUGGCUCCGACUGCCUACAAUCAGCUUCAAGGUCCUCCUGGUCCCACAGGUGACAUGGGAGAGCCUGGGCCCCCAGGACCACCAGGCAUAGCAGGAAACCGUGGAGCUUCUGGACCAGUUGGACGUCCUGGACCAGUUAUAAUGUGUGGACAAGAUUCCUUUGAGCCUGUACGCCAGGACGUUAAGGCCUUAAAUAGGACGAUUGCUGUACUAGAGCUGGCAAUAAACUUUGAUUUUGUCCGGAGCGUUGGUGAGAAAUUCUUUGUGUCCAACAAGGAGAGAGGCUCCUUCUCGAAGGCCGUAGACUUCUGCUCCCAACGAGGCUUAGAGCUGGCUUUACCACAGAACGAGGAGGAGAACAGCAUGCUGACUCAGUUGUAUGGUGAAGCUGAUAAAAUGGCCUGUAAUCAUCUGUAA
This is a messenger RNA of Stegastes partitus (bicolor damselfish), 648 nucleotides long. Its product is annotated as pulmonary surfactant-associated protein D-like. The record is from RefSeq and is a predicted model, not a curated record. Gene Ontology annotation, molecular function: extracellular matrix structural constituent conferring tensile strength. The coding region runs from base 28 to 648 and encodes 206 amino acids. Gene Ontology annotation, biological process: extracellular matrix organization. The transcript has 8 exons. NCBI's taxonomy places the organism in Eukaryota, Metazoa, Chordata, Actinopteri, Pomacentridae.